UCUUUUGUGUAACAAUGACGAGCUGUCUCGCUCUUCCAAAAACCCGCCCUUUUGCAGGCACCCGUGCGCGUUUUCCAUACCUACAACAGCGUUGGAUCUCGGCCAUGCUUCGAGUUGCAUUGCGUCGCCCGACCUUGAUCCGCGCUGCUGCAUUAUCGAAGCGAUCCAUCUCCAACACACCCUUUUUAUCUAAGCGGGUCACACGAGGGAGUCUUGACGACGUUUUUAAAGAAGUGGAACCUGCUCCUGCUACUGUAACCGAAAAACAGACAGCGCCACGGAAAAAACAGCAGCAGAAACGAAAACAAGUGGAAGCAAAUGACGGAAAUCUCGAACCCAAGCCUGAUUCCACCGGCUCAAUUGUUUUGGAUACGGUUAGAAAAUAUACCAAAAAGCAUCCGGACUGCGUCCUGCUCGUACAAGUAGGCGACUUUUACGAGCUGUACGAGUCUCAUGCUACUCAGUAUGCUACGCGAUUGGACCUGAAAUUGACGCGAAAAGAAAUGACGUCCGGCGUGAUUGUUGACUUUGCUGGAUUUCCCUCGCGCUCGCUGGAUCGGUAUCUGGAUAUGCUGGUGAAUCAACUCGGAUGCCGUGUUGCCCUGUGUGAGCAAUACGCCCCGGUCAAACGCGAAAGCGAUGCAUCUGUUGUCGGUAUUCAACGUCAAGUCUCGCGCGUUAUCACGCCUGGCACUGUGAUCGAAGAACGGUUUCUGGAUUCGCAUGCUUACAACUACCUUUUGGCCAUCCUACCGACAGCACACGACAGCGGUGAAUCCGGAUUAGCGUGGAUUGACGUAUCGAUAGGCGAAUUCAUGGUCCAGUCUUCUAAAGUCAAUGUACUCAAGGACGAUAUUGCACGUAUCCGGCCUCGAGAGAUCAUUUUACCGAAAACACUAAAAUCGGUGAUUGAAGACCAAGAUCUCAACCACCCUGUCGUCCGCAUCGUUUCCAGUAACCCGGGUAUUUCUGUGACGUUCGUGCCAGAAGAUCGAUUCGAUAGUAACGCGGGUCAGCGUGUCAUUGAAACCAUGUUCGGAUCCGUGGCAGACGACGCUUUUAGCAGCCCUGAACUUGCAGCUAGCAAUGCACUAUUGAAUUACAUUGGCGACACCCAUCCGCACGGAAAGCCUCGGCUCCUCAAGCCUAUCCGUAUGAGCAUUGACGAAACUUUACAGAUCGACAGUGCUACAGUCGCAUCGUUAGAGCUCGUGAAAAGUUUACGUGAUGGAGGGAAAACAAACAGUUUGCUAAGCUGCCUCAAUCACACUGUGACAAAUGCUGGAUCGCGACAGCUCACUCAGUGGCUAUUAGCACCGUCUUCCUCCAUCAGCACAAUCCAACGCCGCCACGAUAUUGUCGAGUUUUUUGUAUCCGAUAAUUUCAUUUUGGAUGACGUUCGUACAGUUCUUAGAGAUAGCGCGGACGCACAACGAGCUUUGCAACGAUUGGCGCUCCGUCGUGGACAGUACUCAGAUUUGAUCGAAAUAGGGUCGACCUUGAAUGCUAUCAAAAUAACCAAAGACAUACUGCGAAGCGUGCGUUCAGAAACAGCAUCAUCGUCGCUGUCAUCACCAACAGCAGCGAUAGUGGAUCUGGCGAUGUCGCUUGAUCCGCACGAGAGCCUUGCUGAUUAUAUCGCGUCGGUUAUUGAUCCGGAGCGGAUCUUGUCCGACGAGACCAAAGACGCGAGCUAUGGGUUCAUUAACGCUGAUUUCGAUCCGCAGCUACGAAACCUUCAUCAAACGCUUAACGCGUUACACCGAAAAAAGGACGCUUUUCAAGAAUCAUUACGAGCGAUUUGCGGCAACUCAGCAUCCCUGCUAGUGAAUACGCUAUACAAACACGUCGUGGAAAUCAAUGCAUCACAAGCCAGCAAGCUUCUCAGCCACUAUCCACAAGCAUCGCUCGUCAAUCAAACAAAAAUCAAACAUCGCUUCCAGCUGUCAGAAUGGACCGAUCUAUCGAUCCUUAUCCAAAACACGCACGCUCAGAUUGUCGAGCUUGAAAAUCAGAUAUGGGACAAGGCCGUAGACCAUGUGCUUACGCAUUCUGCAUCCAUCAUUGCUACAAGCGCAAUCAUUGCACAACUGGAUGUGUUUUGCUCUUUUGCUUGGAUGGCACGACGACUUAAAUAUGUGCGGCCCACAAUGUACGCAGAUCACAAUACCGACAUGCGUAUCAUUGGUGGACGACAUCCUGUUGUCGAAUCAAACUUGGCGCAAAAAGGUCGAUCUUUUAUCAAGAACGACUGUAUUCUUGCUGGUGACAAGCAUCGUAGCUGGUUACUGACCGGGCCUAACAUGGGUGGCAAGAGCACAUUUUUAAGGCAAAAUGCCAUCAUCGUCAUUCUUGCACAUAUGGGCUCGUUCGUACCCGCACUAAGCGCAGAAAUUGGUGUGGCGGACAGAGUCAUGAGCCGAAUCGGUACGGCGGAUGACCUUGCUCAGGACUUGUCAACUUUCAUGGUGGAAAUGAUGGAAACGGCCAAUAUUUUGACUUAUGCGACACCACGAUCCUUGGUGAUAAUGGAUGAGGUGGGUCGUGGUACUGCUACCACAGAUGGUGUCUCGCUAGCCUAUGCUAUUUUGGCUUAUCUGCACACACAUUCAAAGUCUCGCUUGCUCUUUGCGACCCAUUAUCACGAGCUCUCGGACAUGGUUAAGCGAAGACAAGACUUGUCGACGAUUCAGCUCUAUAAAACUGACCUUUCCGAGGACAGUACUGGACGCUUUGUAUUUUUACACAAGAUUCAACCUGGUGUGUGCCAUCAAUCUCAUGGCCUUAAAGUAGCACAGUUAGCUGGCCUACCUCCUGAGGUAAUUAGUACAGCAACGAAUGUUUGGAAAUCACUGAAUAGCUCGGCUGUAUAAAUUGCACCUGCAGGCACAACAGGAAAGAAAAGUAAUAUAAAAUCUUAACGAUUUCAAUUUGAUACGUAUCAAACUGAAUAUAAUGUCAAAAAGCCUAUUAUCAGCUCCACAAUGUAUUUCCUACAUCCUCAUCGUUACUUUGUAUAUUAAAGCUUCUUAUAUAUCGUUUAACCGCCAUUUAGUACUAGCUUUGAAAAUAUAUUCUCGUACAAGAUCUUUUUCUCCACAGCAUGGAUAGCAGAAACGCAAUAAUAACAUCAUAACAAUUAAAAAAAUCAUCAGCCGCACGACAUAGCCGG
Zychaea mexicana is the source of this 3172-nucleotide messenger RNA. RefSeq names its product muts domain V-domain-containing protein. Gene Ontology annotation, molecular function: ATP binding; mismatched DNA binding; ATP-dependent DNA damage sensor activity. Lineage: Eukaryota; Fungi; Mucoromycota; Mucoromycetes; Mucorales; Lichtheimiaceae. Gene Ontology annotation, biological process: mismatch repair. The coding region runs from base 15 to 2873 and encodes 952 amino acids. The record is from RefSeq and is a predicted model, not a curated record. Gene Ontology annotation, cellular component: nucleus. The transcript has 3 exons.